GACAAAUACAAUAACAAAAGAAUAAAAGCAGGCAGUCAGACCGUGUGAGUCAUCAGUUGAACUACGUCGAGACGACGAAAACAGGAGCAACAGAAAGUAACUUCGUCACUGCGCUGCAGCAGUAUUUUGGGAAGAGUCAACAAAUUUGGGUCAUAGAUUUAGAAGCAGUGUGAUACGAUGUCCUUAAAUACGGCGCACGCCAACAAUGGCGUUCUAAUACACGCUGGAGAGGGAAUCCUAAUCUUCAGUGAUCAUGUGACGAUCGAGUUCACCGGCCACGACAACCCGUCAAUGAAGGGAACCAAGCAGGGCCGUGUUUACCUCACUACGCACCGAGUCAUCUACAACAGCAAGCAGGAGAACGACUCGGUCCGCUCGUUCAGCAUGCCGUUCGUAUCGAUGCGCGAGGUCGAGGUGGAGCAACCGGUGUUCGGUGCGAACUACAUCAAGGGUAAAGUGCAGGCGCAACAGAACGGCAACUGGACGGGCGAGGCAAAGUUUAAGAUCGUCUUUAAGCAUGGCGGUGCGAUCGACUUUGGUCAGGCGAUGCUUCGGGCCGCUUCGAUGGCGCAACGUAACGCCGGCACUGCUCCUCCGCCACCGUACACGCCACCGGGUGGUGCCUGGUAUGCGGCUCCACCGCCAGCUUACACACCGAAUGCCUACGGCUACGGUUGGGUACCUGGAGCGAGCGUUUUCCCGGAGCAACCGCAACCGAACUCGAUCUACAUGCACGACAGCCCGCCACCGUAUCCGGGUAUCAUCCCGCAGCAGGGUCCAGGGGCCUACCCGCAACAACCGGGAGUGGCCGGUUAUCCGCAACAACCGGGAGCGGCUGGUUAUCCGCAGCAGCAGCCCGGCUACCAGUAUCCGCCGCAACAGCAGCAACAAUUCGCCGGCGGAUUUAUGCCACAGCCGACCGCGAGUGGAUACCCAAUGCAGGCCGGUUUCGCGACCGGCCCUGGUGCCGGAUACCCGAACGGAAACGUUGGCUAUCCGCAGCCGGGAUCGUCGAGCGGAACGAUGGGUUUUUCGGCUCCUCCCCAACCACCACCGAACUCCAAGGAGGCGGAAGCGGCACAAAGUGCCUACUACGAUCCCAAUAGGCCGCAGACGGCUUACGUUCCACCACCGGCGUAUUACGAACCACCGCCAAGCUACAGUUCUCUGAACAAAAAGGAACAGUAAUACACGCACGCACGAACGAACGAUCAUACAAUAAUGAUGGCCCGACACUAUAAUCUUCUCGGCGUAUAGAAAUAUUCCACUUUGCCUCCAUAUGCAUCGCGUUAGAAAAUCGGAGGGGAGGAAUUCCUAAUCAAAUCAAUUCCUUUAUUAUUAUCUGCUUGGUUCUGUUGUGGGAUUUUUGUUUAAAUUUACACUUUGCAAAUUGUUUAGCCGAAGAUCUUCACAUAGGCUUUUGUGUACAAGCAACGACCAUUAGCAAAUUAUAACACGUGAAGUCAACGCCAGUGCCCUGUAGCGAUAAAAAUGCAUCGGGGCUUUUAUUCGAAAAAUUGUUAACUGUUAUCUGUUACCCAUUUCGGAACAUGCAAGGAAAUGUGUGUGUGUGUGAUAGUUGUAUGUAUGUCCGUUUGGUAUGGUCACGGCCUUUACAGGUCCGUAUGUAUGGAUAGAUUGGAUGUGCGUCAGGAUGCAUGGAUCGGAAGAUGUUGCCGAUGCUUUUGUUGUAUCUCUAAAUUCCCUACUAUGGAUGUUAAAUCAUGGUGUAAAGUUCAUUCGAAUAUUCAAUGAAUCAAAUAAGCUAUAAUCUUCACUACUCA
Messenger RNA from Anopheles coustani, 1784 nucleotides. It is a transcript of the gene Wbp2, whose product is annotated as WW domain-binding protein 2. Bases 178 to 1188 code for a protein of 336 amino acids. Gene Ontology annotation, cellular component: nucleus. NCBI's taxonomy places the organism in Eukaryota, Metazoa, Arthropoda, Insecta, Diptera, Culicidae. Gene Ontology annotation, molecular function: transcription coactivator activity; chromatin DNA binding. The record is from RefSeq and is a predicted model, not a curated record. The transcript has 4 exons. Gene Ontology annotation, biological process: positive regulation of DNA-templated transcription.